AAAGCCCAAGACAGUACAGCAAGAGCAAGAGCAAGAGGGGCUGUGACAUCAAGAUCAAGCGCCGGCCGAGAGGGAGGGCGUCCAUCAUGCUGAACAAUAUUAUCUCCUCCGUGCUGCGGCGGCGGGGCGGGGCAGGCCAGCUGUGGGGUCACGGGACGGCCGCUCUCAUGUGGACUGACUUCUGGGAGCUCUCCAUGCGAGCCCUGGCACCCUUCAUGACAGCCGUGCGGGGGGCCGGGGGAAGCAGCACGACCACCGAGGCAUCCUUCGACACCCGCCCCUACAAGCUGCACCGCCUGGAUGAGCCGCCGGCCUCAACCACCACCGUCACCCGCGAUGAGGCGCUCCUCUAUUACCGGCAGAUGCAGAUAAUCCGGCGCCUCGAGUCUGCCGCCAGUAAUUUGUAUAAGGAGAAGGCCAUCCGCGGGUUCUGCCACCUCUACAGCGGGCAGGAGGCCAUCUGUGUGGGCAUCAAAGCAGCUCUGAGGCCCCAAGACUCCGUGAUUACAGCCUACCGAGACCAUGGAUGGGCGUACGUCAUGGGCUGUACCGUGACGAGCGUGAUGGCGGAGUUGACGGGGCGUUCACAGGGCAUGGCACGGGGCAAGGGCGGCUCCAUGCACAUGUACACCAAGAACUUCUACGGCGGAAACGGCAUCGUGGGCGCCCAGGUGCCUGUCGGGGCCGGCGUGGCACUGGCGAACAAGUAUCUCGGGAACAGUGGCAUUAAUGUGUCCCUGUAUGGCGACGGCGCGGCCAACCAGGGUCAGCUGUUCGAGGCCUACAACAUGGCCAAGCUCAUGAACCUGCCGAGCGUCUUCAUCUGCGAGAACAACGGCUAUGGCAUGGGCACCAGUGUCGACCGCGCCUCGGCCUCUGUGGACUACUACACGCGUGGAGAUUACGUCCCGGGAAUAUGGAUCGACGGGAUGGACAUUCUCAGCGUCCGCGAGGCACUCCGCUACUGCGUCGAGUACUGCACCACCGGGGGGCCAUCGGGGCAGGGCAGGGGGCCAUUGGUGCUGGAGGUGGCCACUUACAGGUACCACGGCCACUCCAUGUCGGACCCGGGGACUUCCUACAGGACCAGAGACGAGAUUCAGGAAGUGCGGCAGACCAGGGACCCGAUUAUGCUGUUCAAGGAGAGGAUUGUCGGAGCGGAUCUUGUGACGGCUGAGGAGCUGAAGAAAAUCGACACAGAGGUGAGGAAGGAAGUGGAUGAGUCUGUGAAGGUGGCCAAGACCGACAAGGAGAUCCCGGUGCAGGAGCUCGCGGCGGACGUCUACCUCAACCCUCUCGAGACUACCAUCCGUGGGUGCACGCCCUUCGACCCCUACACCCACCAGCGCAUCAGCAAGGUCAUCAAUCAGCACUAGGGGUCGUGGGGUCGUCUUGAGGGGUCAGGGAUGUCGUUCCGGUGAUGCAUGUAUGGGAUGGAAAAGAACGGAUUAUUGUUGAUUUUAUUUUUUGUUUAUAAUCGAAAUCUUUAUGAAUAUUGAAUCCACAAUUAAAAAACGGAAUUGACCUUGUAGUUUGGGUUUCCACGGCACUUUAGAAGGAGGGAAAAGGGUCGGGCGAGAUUAUUAGUGUUAGUAUUUGUUGAUGAAAGAAUUCUGAACAGCAAAAACACUAGAUAAUAAAAAAUAAUGAGGGAGAGAGGAAGAUGGAGUUAGCUGAGAAGAACGGAAGGAGAGGGAGAGAAGGGAAGAACUAGUUUAGAAAAAGAAUGAAAGGAGAAGGAGA
Molecule: messenger RNA, 1743 nt
Organism: Eriocheir sinensis (Chinese mitten crab)
Lineage: Eukaryota; Metazoa; Arthropoda; Malacostraca; Decapoda; Varunidae
Product: probable pyruvate dehydrogenase E1 component subunit alpha, mitochondrial
Exons: 8
Coding region: 87-1376 (429 amino acids)
Biological process (GO): pyruvate decarboxylation to acetyl-CoA
Cellular component (GO): intracellular membrane-bounded organelle
Molecular function (GO): pyruvate dehydrogenase (acetyl-transferring) activity
Source: RefSeq, a predicted model, not a curated record